AAUAGUCUAAGUGUCCAAUAUAAAAAUGUCGUUUUAUUAUUUGCAAGAAAUUGUCAUGGUGUAUUUAGCAACAUACUCCAGCUUUGUAUUGUCUUUUGCCCAGACAACCGAUCAGUACAAUUUAAACACACUAAGUAAUAAUGAGAGCAUAGACAAUGUAACGUCAACUGAGUCUUUGGAACCAAUAUCCGGCGUCAAAAGUUUUUCAACCGUAUCGAGCACAUCUACGUCCGUGGCAUCCGUUAAUACUGCCUUACCAGCUGACUGUUCGCAACGAGAAAAAAACAGAGGACAACCAAUCGCAAAAAGUUCGUCACGUUUGCGAAAAUGCUGCCCACUUGGGGAAAAUCUUGACAUCUAUCGUGAAAAUCAAAGUGAUUCGAUGUGCGACAAUGGUAUUCUUAAGUUUGAACCUGCUGUAAUAAGCGCAGUUCUGUUUGAUAAUUGCAUUGAGGAUCUGGAAAUUGAAACGAUUCUUCCCUAUGAUAUUGGAAAUCCAUGUAACAGCUCCUUUCAAUAUGAUGAUGAAGAGGAUGUUUUCUUUGUGUUACAAGAUGGAUCUUUAUUAAUUAUCGACCAUGAUAAUGAAUCCUACACCGUCGAAAAAAAUUACUGCUUGGAUAUUGAUAAGACUGGACACUUAUUUGCCUUCACAUGCAUCACGCAAGUUGAAGAACAAAUUGCAUUUGCAAAAGUGGUAAUGGUAGCAGUCCUAAUGCUUAUAUCCAUUCCUUGCCUGCUCUUAGUUAGUUAUUUGCAUCUGACUCUUCGUUUAUUGCGUAACUUGCAUGGACUCUCCCUAAGUUUGAUGUCUUUGUGUUUGGCAUCAGGAUAUUUUGUGCACUCUGUUGUACACAUCUACGAAAUUCCGAACACCGGAUUUAUUGGUUACGUUGUACAGUUUUUUAUACUAAGCUAUUUUUUUUGGUACUUCUGCAUAUGUUUUAAUGUUCUUUUUAAUGUGUGGUACAAGUUGCCUUGCUGUAUACAACUAACAAAGACGUGGGCCACCAUUAAUUUUGUUUGCUAUUGUUUAAUUUCUUUUACGGGACCUGCAACUUUGGUUGCGCUUACUGUGCAAAAAGGACUUCCAGGUAUGCCAUCAUACUUUCUGCAAGGACUUACCGAAUCUAUUCGAGAAUCACAGCGCUACUUCAUACCUCCUGUUUCUACAAUUUUAAUUUGUAGUUUUUUGGUUAACAUAAUAUCAUUCUUUGGGUUUCAACGCAUUAAUGGCUAUUCACAGGCAGAGAAGAAUGAUCAUGCUGGGCCAAGUGAUGCCAUAUUUGAUCUGCAAAAAUACGAAGACGUGAAAAAAGAUGCGAAAUGCGUCAGUUUACUGGGUAUUAUUAUGAUAAUAAGCUGGCUUCUUGAAAUAGUCACAUUUUACUCAGGGUCCAACUCCAAUUACUUGCUUCUGUGCGACAUGGUGAAUGGUCUGCAAGGAGUUUGGGUAUUGCUAAUUUUUCUUGUAGUACGUAGACGUCGUACAAUAAUUUUGCGUUGGUGGUAUGAUCGUGGUUCACAUAAAAUUGAAGGUACAGAGCUGCAGGAGCUUGAUAAAAAUGUAAAUCAUAUAUAGUUUUAAUGGCCUGUAAAUUUUUUUUAAUAAUAGGAAAAUAAACAUAGUUAUCA
Messenger RNA from Drosophila subobscura, 1635 nucleotides. RefSeq names its product probable G-protein coupled receptor Mth-like 14. Bases 26 to 1582 code for a protein of 518 amino acids. Gene Ontology annotation, molecular function: G protein-coupled receptor activity. The record is from RefSeq and is a predicted model, not a curated record. The transcript is spliced from 6 exons. NCBI's taxonomy places the organism in Eukaryota, Metazoa, Arthropoda, Insecta, Diptera, Drosophilidae.